Messenger RNA from Hevea brasiliensis (rubber tree), 1632 nucleotides. RefSeq names its product polycomb group protein FIE1. Gene Ontology annotation, biological process: negative regulation of transcription by RNA polymerase II. Bases 330 to 1442 code for a protein of 370 amino acids. Gene Ontology annotation, cellular component: ESC/E(Z) complex. The transcript is spliced from 13 exons. Gene Ontology annotation, molecular function: protein binding; nucleosome binding. The record is from RefSeq and is a predicted model, not a curated record. NCBI's taxonomy places the organism in Eukaryota, Viridiplantae, Streptophyta, Magnoliopsida, Malpighiales, Euphorbiaceae.
AAGGUCUCUACUGAGUUGCUUGAAACUCGUUAGAUAAAGGUUCGGCUUGCUCGACUCAAUUCCUUUAAAACUUUUUUUUUUUUUAAAUUAAUCAAACUUGAAUUUAUUGAUAUUAGGUUCGAAUUCCAUAUGAAUUGAACUUAAAUUCGGUUUGAACUCAAAAAUAUUUUGGAGAAUCAAGUUCUGAAAUUCUUCAAAACUCGGUUUGAUUCGUUUACCGCAUCCAGCAAUUGCUUGUUUAGGGCACAACAAUCUUAAUUUGAACAAACAUAUCUGAAACUGGAACGGAGUUAGAUUAUCAUUUUUGAGCUGUCGCGAUCCGGUGGUCGAUGGCGAAAAUCGCGUUAGGAUGCGACCCAGUGGUGGGUUCACUCGCCUCCUCCAAGAAGAGGGAGUACAGAGUCACUAACAGACUGCAGGAGGGCAAGCGUCCCCUCUACGCCGUCGUUUUCAACUUCAUCGACUCUCGUUACUUCAACGUCUUCGCCACCGUGGGCGGCAACCGGGUGACUGUUUAUCAAUGUCUUGAAGGAGGCGUCAUAGCGGUUUUGCAAUCGUAUGUUGAUGAAGAUAAGGAUGAGUCUUUUUAUACGGUGAGCUGGGCAUGUAACGUUGAUGGAACUCCAUUUGUUGUAGCUGGAGGAAUCAAUGGUAUCAUCCGUGUAAUUGAUGCGAGCAAUGAGAAGAUACACAAGAGUUUUGUUGGCCAUGGAGAUUCAAUAAAUGAAAUCAGAACUCAGCCCCUGAAACCUUCACUUGUGGUGUCCGCAAGCAAAGAUGAAUCAGUUCGACUGUGGAAUGUUCACACUGGAAUUUGCAUUUUGAUAUUUGCUGGAGCUGGGGGUCAUCGGAAUGAAGUUCUGAGUGUGGACUUCCAUCCAUCAGACAUAUAUCGGAUUGCAAGUUGUGGAAUGGACAACACUGUCAAGAUUUGGUCAAUGAAAGAGUUUUGGACAUAUGUAGAGAAGUCAUUCACGUGGACAGAUCUUCCUUCAAAGUUCCCAACAAAAUAUGUACAAUUUCCUGUGUUCAUAGCUUCAGUUCAUUCAAACUAUGUUGAUUGUAAUAGAUGGCUUGGUGACUUUAUCCUGUCAAAGAGUGUUGACAAUGAGAUUGUGCUAUGGGAGCCAAAGAUGAAGGAACAGUCUCCUGGGGAGGGUACAGUUGACAUUCUUCAAAAAUACCCUGUUCCUGAAUGUGAUAUUUGGUUCAUCAAGUUUUCUUGUGAUUUCCAUUACAAUGCAGCUGCUAUAGGGAAUAGGGAAGGAAAGAUCUAUGUUUGGGAAUUGCAAAGUAGUCCCCCUGUUCUCAUUGCAAGGCUAUCUCAUAGUCAAUCCAAAUCUCCGAUAAGACAAACUGCAAUGUCAUUUGAUGGGAGCACCAUACUUAGCUGCUGUGAGGAUGGAACCAUAUGGCGUUGGGAUGCAGCAUCAUCUUCCUAGGUCUAUCCAAGUGUAUCCGACCGAUUCCUAUCAUAGCUUAUUUUUGGCGUGGUAGUUUGUGGAUAUUUUACUGUGCUGCCUUUUUUUUUUUUUCCCGAUUAGGAAAAGUUAAAUUCGACUGUCAAAUUAUGUAUGAACAGGUAUUAAAAACCUAAUUUAUCAAAACUAUUCUAAGGUUAACGGCGUUGAA